Molecule: messenger RNA, 2103 nt
Organism: Heterotrigona itama
Lineage: Eukaryota; Metazoa; Arthropoda; Insecta; Hymenoptera; Apidae
Source: the annotation of a GenBank genome assembly
AUGUCCGGAUAUCGAAGAGUGAAUUACUACGAACUGUGCAGAUUGUGUACCAGCAGCGAAGGUACCAAAAUGAACAUUUUUCGGGAGGAAGGUCGCAGACUGCAGCUACAAACGAAAAUUCAGACGUACUUGCCUAUACAGGUGAGGCUUCGUAUCUCCCUUUAUAGUCGAGACAAGAUUUUGGUUUUGGAAGAGGAUUCUUUGCCAAAAAUUGUUUGCCACGAAUGCGUAAAAAAAUUAGAGAAUUUCAUUGAAUUUAGAGAGGCGGUCGUGAGUGCAGAGGGUAUGCUAGAAUCUUAUUUCACUUCGUUGCGAUUCUCUGAGGAUUUCUUGAAGGAAGGUAAGGUUUAUGUGAAAAGCACGGAAAAGGACAGACCUGCAACACCUGAGAAUGAAGUAUUAAAAGGAAUAGAAAAGAUAACACCAGCACAGGGAAAUCAAAUAGUCAAUAAUGAUCAACAAAUACAACAUCAACAGCCUGUUGUUGUUAGUAAUAUAAAUGCUUCGAAUAUUCAAAUUAUUAGUGGAGUUCAAGCAAGAGUUCAACAAUAUAAAUGUGCCAUGCAGAUGCAACCAGGGGGUAUGGCAGCUGCUGUUGUAGAGGCAACAGCAGAAACUCAUUAUAGUUAUCAGCAACAAACUUCACAGCAAGUAUCUCCUCAACAAUCAAAUGAAGCACAAAAUCAAAUUAACGACCAACAAACUACAACCUCGCAAAUUCAAGUGCAAAAUCAAAUUCAGAAUCAUGGACAAAUAAAUCAACAAAUACAGUCACAAAGACAAAUCUCGCAGCAAAUUUCUCAAUCACAAAAUCAAACACAAGUUAAUCAACAACAAAAUCAGUCACAAAUUACACAACAGAUUCAACAGUUACAAAGACAACAAAGAGAGUUUGAAAAACAACAUAGACAGCUUCAACAAAUUGAGAAACAGGUGCAAAUUGCUACACAACAAGAAUUUCCUAUUAAACAGGAGUCUCAAAAUCAAGUAGUACAUCAAAAUAAUAAUAUCAUUUUGAAGGCAGAACCUGAAUCUAAGCAAAAUCAACAAAUCAUUCAGAAAGUACAAUCUGAAUCUCAAAAAGAUGAAAGUGGAACACAAAAUAUACAAGGUUAUACUGUGCAAGCUACACCGGAGGUAUUUUUAAAUUUGGGAUUUAAAGAAACUCCUUUAGUCACACAAACUGUACGAGAUGAGUCAAAGGAGUUCAAGGACUAUACAAAGUCAGAAGAUACAAUAUCUCGCAACUCGAUUGGACAGAUUUCCGAAUUCCUAAGAAUCAAAUCAGGGCCUGAACCAACAUCUUUAAUUACUGUGAAUCCUCAAGUUAUUUCGCAAACUCAUAGGAAUGCCACCUGUAAAGAAUGUGGCAAAAUUUUCAGUACCAUAAAUCAAUUGAACACUCAUAGUUGCUCCGUUCAAAGCCUUUUAAGUGAAACUUCCGAUAAUGGUAGUAAUAAAGAAGAUCCUUUACAAAAUAAUAGCAAUUCAUUUAGUUGUGAUGUUUGUGGUAAGCCAUUCAAACGAAAAGAACAUCUUUAUCAACAUAGAAAACUACAUACUGGUGAACGUCCUUAUGUGUGCACCACAUGUUCAAAGGCAUUUAGUCGAAAAGAACAUUUAGUUAGGCACUCUGUAUCUCACACAGGCGAAAAAAUGCACGAAUGUGAAAUGUGCGGUAAAACCUUUUCUAGAAAAGACAAUCUUCACAAACAUCGUAAGACACAUGGUGUAUCGGGUCCGUAUAUUUGUGAAACAUGUGGAAAGUCAUUCGUGGUAAAGCAUUACUAUCUAAUGCAUUUAACAACUCAUGCUUCAACUAUUGGGGAUGGUGUAAAUUGCCAAGAUCCUUUACCAUAUAAAUGUGAUAUUUGUCACAAAGCAUUUUCUCAGCAGCAACAACAACAAACACAACAAUCCAACACAACAAGUAACAUAAAUAUGGUGACAAAUAAUGUUACUAAUUCUGGGAGUUUAAAUAAUAACAAUGGACAGUCUAAUAAUGGAUCAACGGUUGAAAUGCAAAGUGUUAUUGAAAGAAAUGAACAACCAAAUGGUUCAUUUAAUAAUCAGUAUCAUAAUAAUAUACAAGAGUUUCAAUGA